AUAAAAAUAAACAAUAUGAACCUUCUGGUAAAGCUUCAUUAAGUAAAAAGUCAGAUUCUUUAAAAUUAUCUGAAGUAAAAUUCUAUAAAAAUAAAAGUAAUCCUAAUCUAAAAUGGAUAGAUAAUGGAAAUGAUACUUGGUUAGAAUAUAGAGAUAUAGAUGAAACAUUAAUCAUAUUUUGUAG
Messenger RNA from Funneliformis mosseae, 184 nucleotides. NCBI's taxonomy places the organism in Eukaryota, Fungi, Glomeromycota, Glomeromycetes, Glomerales, Glomeraceae. The record is from the annotation of a GenBank genome assembly.